Molecule: messenger RNA, 504 nt
Organism: Linum tenue
Lineage: Eukaryota; Viridiplantae; Streptophyta; Magnoliopsida; Malpighiales; Linaceae
Source: the annotation of a GenBank genome assembly
AUGGCGACGCUGCAGAGAUUCAAGCAUUUCGCCACGCAGUGCGGAGCGUCGUCGACGGGGAACCCGACGCAGAGCCCCACCACCAGCCCGGUCGUCCACCUCCGCCGCCGCAAGACCCUCCGCAUGCUCCUCUCCCGCGGCAGCCCCGCCGCCGUCGACCACCAUCGCCGGGCUAUGGCGAUGUUCGACGGGGUCCAGCAGCGGGAUCUGCCGUCGGAUUCCAAGAGGGCCAGAAGGAAAUUGAAGGAUUUGUUCGUCGCUUCCCCGCCGUUGGAGGAUAAUAGCACGAAGAAUCGGGGAUGCGACGAGGUCCGGCUGCUGACCGUCGGCCCCGGUGGAAGUGACGGGGGUAUUGGGAAUAACGGUAAUAAUUGUAGCUUCAGUCGCGGCGGAGGUGGAGGGUUCUCCGGUCGUCGGAGAGGGCUCAGGCAGGGUGUGGCGACGUUUCGGUAUCGGUUACUGAGGAGAGCUUGGCGGCCUGUACUGGUCACCAUUCCUGAGUAG